Messenger RNA from Candidozyma duobushaemuli, 774 nucleotides. It is a transcript of the gene CYC3, whose product is annotated as holocytochrome c synthase. The record is from RefSeq and is a predicted model, not a curated record. Gene Ontology annotation, biological process: cytochrome c-heme linkage. NCBI's taxonomy places the organism in Eukaryota, Fungi, Ascomycota, Pichiomycetes, Serinales, Metschnikowiaceae. Gene Ontology annotation, cellular component: mitochondrion. Gene Ontology annotation, molecular function: holocytochrome-c synthase activity. Bases 1 to 774 code for a protein of 257 amino acids. The transcript has a single exon.
AUGGGUUGGUUUUGGGCUGAUACACCAUCUCAAACAUCUUUGAAACCUGCGGCUUGUCCGGUGAAACACGAUGUUUCAUCUCCCGCAGCAUGCCCCGUCAACUACGGAAAAGGCCCCCUGAGCGAUGACGAUGAGGUGCUCAAUCCCAUGAACAACAUGCCCAUGGCCAUUUCCUCCGAAAAAGCCCCCGGCCAGAGAGUCGUGCUUUCCACAGAAAGAACCGUUUCUUCCAUUCCCCGGGGAGAGUCGGGAGACCAGGGUUUCUGGGAAUAUCCGUCUCCUCAGCAGAUGCUCAAUGCCAUGCUCAAGAAAGGAAAAGGUCAGGGAGUUCCGGAAGAUGCCGUGGAGCUGAUGGUGGAAGUACACAAUUUCCUUAACGAAGGAGCCUGGCAGCAGAUUCUCGAGUGGGAGUCCAAAUAUACUGCUCAGCUGAGGAUCGAGCCUAGAUUGCUCCAGUUCACAGGAAAGCCCCACGAUCUCAGUCCCAGGGCCAGAAUGUACUUGGCGCUUGGAAAGGUGUUCCCCCUGACUUUCAACACACAGCCUCCUUUCGACAGGCACGACUGGACGGUGCUCCGGGCGGCCGAUGAGGGUAAAUGGGACCAGGUGCGUUAUGUGAUAGACUACUACAGUGCUCCGGAUGACGAGGAGACGGGCAUGCCUGCGUUCAUGUUGGACACGAGGCCGGCGUUGGACUCGGUGCAGAACGCCCUGGACCGUUUCACUCACUGGGCCGGGCCUUUGUGGAAGAGAGCCAUGGGUGAUUUUGACUAG